Messenger RNA from Indicator indicator, 749 nucleotides. RefSeq names its product cell cycle regulator of NHEJ (gene CYREN). Gene Ontology annotation, biological process: negative regulation of double-strand break repair via nonhomologous end joining; double-strand break repair via nonhomologous end joining. Lineage: Eukaryota; Metazoa; Chordata; Aves; Piciformes; Indicatoridae. Gene Ontology annotation, cellular component: nucleus; cytoplasm. The record is from RefSeq and is a predicted model, not a curated record. The transcript has 3 exons. The coding region runs from base 1 to 492 and encodes 163 amino acids.
AUGCCGGCCAGGCGAGCGCUGGGCUUCCCGAGGCCGGCGCUGCUGCACGGGCAGUGGCUGCAGGUGUCCGGCGCCGGCUCCUUCCGGCCUGGAUGGGGGAGGCCGGGGAGCAGCGGGCGACGGCGACGCCCCGCAAGGCCGGGCAGUGGCGGCAGCAGAAGGCAGCAGGGCCCAGGGUCCAUCCUUGCGGUGCGCAGGGCGGCGACGGCGGUUGUCUACUGCAUGAACGAGGCGGAGCUGGUGGGCGUAGCCUUGUCUGUCCUGGCCGAGAAUCUACAGCGCGAGGAAGGUGAUGAGAAGGGCCCGUCCGGGAGUGAAGAGGAGCAGGAGUGCCAGCCAACGCCAAGCGAGGCUCCUGGGAGCACUGGGGAAGGCAGCAACCGCAGUCCAGUUGCCCUGUGCCCUCCUGCCGCUGGUGCUGACACAGAGAGGACAGUGGAGGACGCUGAAGGUGAUGUUCUGAAAUACGUCAGGGAGAUCUUCUUCAGUUAACACAACCUUCUGUGCAGCUACCCAGGAGCAAACCGGGAAAAGUAGGGAGGGUGUCCCCUCCCACGGCACGGGGCGUGGUGGGGGGCCUGGAAUGGGCUCUGUAUCUGCCGUGUCAGUGGCCCGAGGAGCUGAUAGGAGGCCCACGAAGGCCAUAGGGGAAAAGGAAGGGGUACUCUCUUCAGAGGGUGUGCUGUGUUCAGUGGGAUUAGGCUCCAGAUUAGGUUAUGUUCACUUCUGUUUGGCAUCUGAGAGCAUGA